Macrosiphum euphorbiae (potato aphid) is the source of this 1002-nucleotide messenger RNA. The record is from the annotation of a GenBank genome assembly. NCBI's taxonomy places the organism in Eukaryota, Metazoa, Arthropoda, Insecta, Hemiptera, Aphididae.
AUGAAACGGACAUGCUGCAUAACAUCAAGUUUUUUUGCGAUAAUAUUAUUUCUCAUAUUCAUAGUUAUACCAAUUGUUUUUCGAUAUUCGCCAUCACUUCAAAGAGGAAUGAUAUUUCUAAAUUAUGUUCGUAUGCCAUCUUCAGUUAAUUAUAGUCAUCCUGAAAAGUAUGGUAUCAGAGGAACUAGAAAUUUCCAUAUAAAAACAAAUGACAAUAUGACAUUGGGUGUCUGGCAUGUUUUACCACGAAAUCUGUUGGAAAAAUAUGAAAAUGAUAAUUCAACUUAUGAACAACUUUUAAGUCACGGUGAACCAAUCGUGAUAUAUAUGCAUGGCAACUCAGGAACCCGAGCGAACGAACACCGGGUUCAGUUGUACCAUGUGCUUCAAGAUAUCAACUGUCAUGUAAUAGCAGUAGAUUAUAGAAGUUAUGCUGAUUCUACGGACGUUGAAGUUAGUGAGCUUGGCGUGGUUACGGAUGCAAUGGAAAUGUUUAGAUGGGUGCAUAAGCGUGCUAAUGGCACCCCUAUCUUUGGCUGGGGUCAUUCUUUAGGAACUGGAAUUGGAGCACAUGCAUAUUCACUGCUGGAAAAAGAAGGUCUUUAUCCGAAUGGCCUCAUACUAGAAGCUCCAUUUACAAAAAUGAGUGACGAAAUACGCGAAUAUCCUCUUACCAAGAUUCAUCGACUGUUGCCUUGGUUUGAGUUUUUCAUCAUUGAACCAGUUGAGAAAAAUAACAUCAUUUUUGAUACCGAGACAAAUUUGAUGAAUACUAAAAUGCCAAUAUUGAUUUUACAUGCACGUGAUGAUAUUGUAAUACCUUACCAACUAGGGGAAAAGUUGUACAAACAUCUAUUGGAAUCUAGAAAAAAUGUUAUUACUGAAUUAGUGUUGUACGACAAACAUUUUAAGUAUGGACAUAAGCAUAUAUGUAAAGACAAAGAAUUAGGAAAUCGGACUAGGAAAUUUAUCAACGAGUCUAUAAACAAUGCAUCUCAAUAA